AUGGCAGCUUCAAGUCCCCUCCCGCCCAUAACUCUGCUCCCUGCCUCAGCCCCCGAUUUCUACCCCAUAGCCGCCCUGGAAGCGCAUGUCUUCUACUCAGAAGAAUUCUCCGCCGUCGCCUUCGGGCCCACCCGUGACUCCCGAGGAAACUUGCUUUUGCGGGAAAAGACUUUGGCUAGUCAGCCGAAAGAGAAAGGGUCGAAGAAUGUGAUUACGAAAGCUGUUAUUUUGAAAGAGAGUGGAGAGGAGGAAUUGGUUGGUGCUGCGGGGUGGAGUUUUCAUUUGACGAGGGAAGAUGGGGUGGUAAAUGGUGAGAUAGGAGAGGAGGGAAUAGGGGAUGGGAAAGGGGAGAAGAAAGAGAAUGGGUGGGGAGAGGGGGCUAAUGUUAAGCUUUGUGAGGAUGUGUUUUUGGGGGCUGAGAAGCAUAUCGCGAGGAGUACAGAGGGGAGGAGUUAUGCUAAGUUGAAUACUCUUGUGGUGUCACCAGAAUACCAGAGAAGAGGAAUUGGCAAGUUGUUGAUAGAAGAUGGGUUAAAGGAGGCAGAUAGGCUGGGUCUGCAAGCUGUGCUUGGUGCGAGUAAAGAGGGACUGGGGUUGUAUAAAAAGUAUGGGUUUACGGAGUUUGAAGUUAUGGAGGUUAGGUUGUGGGAGUAUGAGGGAGGCGAGGGGAUGGGGCUUGAUAGGCAUGUUGUCAUGCAUCGUCCUGCCGUGAAGUAG
Molecule: messenger RNA, 717 nt
Organism: Hyaloscypha bicolor E
Lineage: Eukaryota; Fungi; Ascomycota; Leotiomycetes; Helotiales; Hyaloscyphaceae
Exons: 2
Coding region: 1-717 (238 amino acids)
Molecular function (GO): acyltransferase activity, transferring groups other than amino-acyl groups
Source: RefSeq, a predicted model, not a curated record